Anguilla anguilla (European eel) is the source of this 3247-nucleotide messenger RNA. It is a transcript of the gene stat6, whose product is annotated as signal transducer and activator of transcription 6, interleukin-4 induced. Gene Ontology annotation, biological process: cell surface receptor signaling pathway via JAK-STAT; cytokine-mediated signaling pathway; response to peptide hormone. Gene Ontology annotation, molecular function: RNA polymerase II cis-regulatory region sequence-specific DNA binding; DNA-binding transcription factor activity, RNA polymerase II-specific. Bases 357 to 2774 code for a protein of 805 amino acids. Lineage: Eukaryota; Metazoa; Chordata; Actinopteri; Anguilliformes; Anguillidae. The record is from RefSeq and is a predicted model, not a curated record. The transcript is spliced from 21 exons.
CUUCUCAGCGCUACAGAGGGUUGGCGAACUGUCUGUCGAGGGCACUAAUCUGUUGAGAAGCUUUCGUUUUCUUCAUAUCUAUCCACUUUCACCCAGGACAGUUGAUUUAGUAUUCAACCUACACGGUUUACACCACGAAUGUUACUGCGUAUGGCUGCUUCUAACGGACAGUAAAGAGAACUCAAUUUACGUAACGACGUACUGUAAAAGACUAUCAUAUCAGAAAAACGUUAAAACAAAUCGAACACAAGAACUUGAGGACGUCGACCUCCUGGAAAGCUUUUCAGAUGUUCACCACGCAGGCAAGACGUUAACCCAAAACGUUAAUCCACGGUUCACUGACGCCCUGCGAUAGGAUGGCGCAGUGGAAACAGUUGCAGCUGCAGCUGCAGUGCCUGUCCCACCAGCACCUGAAUGAGCUCUACCCCCCCACCUUCCCCAUGGAUGUCCGCUGCUACCUGGCUUCCUGGAUCGAGGAACAGUGCUGGGAUGAGAUCAUCGACAGUCCGGAUCAGGAUGCUCGGGCGUUGGGGUUGUUGGAGCAGAUCAUCUCUCUCCUGCAGAGAAUCUCACAGGACAGCAGCAAUGUGGUGGAGAAGAUGCGGCUGCAGCAGAUCUCCAGGAACAUGAAUGUCUACCGAUCUCAGCCACUUCAGCUGGUGAAGACGGUCCAGAACACCCUAAACAAAGAGAGAAUCCUGCUCAACCAUGUACUCCCCACUUUCUCCCCCUCCACCUCACAGGCGUCAUACUCUCCCGCCCCCUCCCCUCUCCCGAGCGUGCCCCUGGGGUCUGGGCGGGCCGAUGGGGCCUGGGGAUCCCAGACAGAUCUAGGGAACAGGGACGUGGACAUGUUGGUGCUCAAAGUGCUGGAGAUACAGCAGUGCAGACAGGAGAUCCACCAGAUGCAGGAGGACCUGAACUGGGAAAGAGCUAACUUUGAGUCCCUGCAGGUUUCCUUGGCGUCCAACAUGAGCAACGGUCUGGACGCCAAUUCAUCAGAACAAAUCAAGAAACUCCAGAGCCGCAUUCAGCAACUGGAGUUUAACGGGCAGGAAAUUUCCAAGAAGCGCCUGCAGCUCCUGCGGGAGGCGGUGGACUGCCUGGAACACUGCCAGGCUCGCCUCCUCCAGCGGAUAAAGUCCUGGAGGAGGGAGCAGCACCUGGCCUCCAUUGGGGCCCCUUUCGACGAUAACCUGGGGCCCCUGCAGACCUGGUGUGAGCAGUUACUUGGCGUGAAUGUUAAACUCAGACAGGAAAUUAUUCUUGUGGGGCGGGACUGUCCAGGCGGGGAGCCAAUCACAGAGCUGCAGGAGAGGCUCGGUCUUCUGCUCCAGACACUAAUCCAGAGCUCCCUGAUGGUGGACAAGCAGCCCCCGCAGGUGAUAAAGACGCAGUCCAAGUUCUCCACCACCGUGCGCUACCUGCUGGGGGAGAAGGUGACCCCAGGGAAGCCCGUUCUGCUCAAGGCCCAGAUCAUCACCGAGAUGCAGGCCCGGAGCCUGGGCCAGCUGGGCUCCAUCCCCACGGAAAACGUUGGCGAGCUGAUCAACAACUCGGCCAUCUUGGAACACAACACGUCCACCAAGAGCACUUGCGCCACCUUCAGGAACAUGUCCAUAAAAAAGAUUAAGAGGGCGGACAGGAGGGGAUCGGAGUCGGUGACAGAAGAGAAGUUUGCGCUCCUUUUUUCCAGUGAAAUCAGUAUCACGGGGUGUGACAUGCCCUGCUGCAUGCAGGUGAUCUCUCUUCCCAUCGUUGUGAUCGUUCACGGUAGCCAAGACAACAACGCUCUGGCCACAAUCAUAUGGGAUUGUGCCUUCUCUGAACCAGACCGGGUACCGUUCGUGGUCCCUGAGCGGGUGCCCUGGAAGCAGAUGUGUCUGACCCUGGACAGUAAGUUCCGGUUAGAGGUGCAGACGCAGCGCAGCCUGGACCCCUACAACCAGCACUUCCUCGCACAGAAGAUCUUCGACAAGCCCGACAUCUCCGGAGACUUCAGCAACAUGCUGGUGUCCUGGGCCCAGUUCAAUAAGGAAGUGUUGCCAGGGCGUUCAUUCACCUUCUGGCAGUGGUUUGAUGGUGUGAUGGAGCUCACCAAGAAACACCUGAAGAGCUACUGGAGUGAUAAGCUAAUUUUCGGCUUCAUCGGGAAGCAGCAGCUGCACCUCAUCCUGCAGGACCGCCCAGACGGAACCUUCCUUCUCCGCUUCAGUGACUCAGAGAUCGGGGGGAUCACCAUCGCCUACGUCUCCUCCUGCGAGAACAGAGGCAGGAGAAUACAGAACAUCCAGCCCUUCACCAAAAGGGACCUGGAGAUCCGUUGCCUGGGCGACCGCAUCCGGGACAUCGAGUUCAUCACGCACGUGUACCCGGACUCGCCCAAAAACGACGUGUUCAAGAAGUAUUACACAGACGACCCUCAGCCUUACAACAGCGGCUACAUCCCCAUCUCCAUCCAGACCAAGGUGGCGGCAGGGGAGACCUCGUCCCCCACGUCUUCAGCGGCGGAGAUCCCACAGGACCCCACGAGCAGGCUCAGUUACCCCGCAAACGCUCUGUAUUCCACCAUGAACCAGCAAGGUAACGGAGUCUUCAGCCCAAGCCAGCAGUUCCAGACCCCCUACCCCACGGACAUCGACGUUUCAGGGGUGCCCUACCACAACCCUCUCAGCAUCAGUCCUCUACAUGACAUGGCACAGGGUAACACUCCCACAACCGACGACAUGGAGCUGGACGAGAUAUUCGCCACAGGGAUAUACGAAAUGCCAUAGCGUGGACACAGCUUCCUACAUUGCAAGUUGACUCCUGCACCAAUCAAACAAACCCAAAAAAUGCCUUCCCUUCCCUGUGGGAUACAGAGGACCAAUCAGCGACAGGAGAUACGUCGUGCCUGUACAGAAACGCUACUUUCUAUUUUUUCUUUUUACUUCAUUUUUGUUCUCUUGCCGUAUCAUAAUGUCUUGUUUUAGGUUUUCCUAAAAUUCCACGUAUCUGAAGACGGGGGUUGCGGCACCGUAUAACUCAACCACAACCCACCACAAUGUCCCGUGCUUUGCUCUGAUUGGGCGUCAGUAGUGUACAGUACUUUUGCCUCUGUCUGCCUCUACUUCAGCCAGAAUGCCUUUUUCAAUUAUAUAUUUCACAUAUCAAAAUAUCAGACUAUACACUGGUUGAUUUAUGUUUCAAAAUUGUUACAUAUAUCUUUGAUAAAAAUAUAUAGAAAUAAAGUUUUUACUCAUCUGUA